UAGUACAUUUUAAAAAACGCGAAUGGGCCGUGGUAGACCUGGUGAGUCUUGGGCCGGGCUGCGGCACGCCACAUAACAGCUUGCGGCGGUCGGAGAGAUGAACGGGAUGGAGUGCGCGGCGAGAGGGAGCGGAAAACGGUGCGGCGGUGCCGCCACGCGUCUGUGCACUCGCUGCGAAGCCGUCGCAUAUUGCUCUCUUUCUCACCAGAUUGCACACUGGAGUCGUCACAAACACGAGUGUGAUAGGUUGCAACAGCAGAUGAAGAGUGUUGAAGUCCUCAACGAUUUUCCCUUCACUUUCUCUCGCGAAGCCACGUUUCAGGUUUGUGUGAAGCACGAAGGUAGAUGUUCAUUUUUGAGCAACAGAGGACUUCAUAAAGUGGGAAUGUGGCUGCAUGAAUGCGGUUGUGGGGCGACAUCUGCUUCAUUUGAUUGUUUAGGUUUAAAUAAUGGUUGGGAUCUCCCAAGUGUUUUAUGUCCAUGUGGGCCAAACUCUCUGGUAUUAGAGCAAUUGCAUAGUUGGAGAGACUACUAUAAGUGGAGAAGCAUCCCACUAGACUCGCCUGUUGCUUUGCUUCUUCAUUGGCCGCUUACAAUAUAUCAUGCUGCUCGUCUUGUUGGAAUUACAGCCUUGAAUCCUGAAAUCAAUGAAAAGUUGUACAUACAUUACCUUGGACCUGAGAAAGAGUUGCUACAACUUCUUGUGUUUGGAGAAUUACUGGCACUCUUCCCUGGUUUUCAUGUUCAUAUAGAACUUGUUGGACCUGCAAUUCCUCCUCAAAGGGAUGGUGAGAAAAUUCAAAUUUCAAAGUAUGCUUGUUGCAAUGAAGAUGAGUGUGAGUGCAAAAUAGCAAUUAAAAAUACAUAUCCUGAAACAGAGUCUGGUUCAGCUGUGACAUUGCAGCUUUGGCGAGGAUUCUAUCAUGACCGAUAUAGAGAUAUUGUUAAGGAUUCCUUUCCUCACCUAAUAAUUGCUCCAAAUGGUGGCAUUGCUGCUUAUUCCAGUUGGUUACCAUGUAUUGAGUUAAUUGAAAAGAUUGGCGUCCCAGCUGUUUUUACUGAUUAUUGCGAGGAAGCAUGUCAUCUUGCAGCAAGUUGUAUUAAGACUGUGUCUGACCGUCCUCCUAAAUUGCCAGUUCAGUUAAAUCCUUUCAGGCAGCCCAUAGCCGUGGAAGACAGCGUGCUAUUAUUGCCCUGCUACUCGAAUUGCUUUCUUUUUGGAAUGUAAAGGGUUACUCAGAAUAUCUCGAUUCUUGAGCCAACAAUAUUGGCAGGAACAACAAACCUAAUUGCAUCAAAAGUAAACCAUUACUUGAUCUAAUGCGAAGGGUAUGUAAAUAACAAUAACAAUCAAAAGCUUUGCAAACAUGUAUCCUGAUUAAACCUAUGUGCUGGAUGUGCUACAGCCACUACAAUCAUUCUAAAAUUUUCGCGCGGCAUGAUAUACAUCUAGGUUUGUGACAAGGUCAUAGCUAGAUGGUAGAUUUGAUUUAAAGUAUCUAUAGAUUUUUUUUCUGAACUCUCCCUGUAUAGAUACUGAACCACAUAAUUUUCAAUCAAAUUAUAGAAGUUGAUGUAAUUAUCAAAAUAUUGAGAGUAUUUAACUUCUUAAAAAUAUUCUUACUA
Vigna angularis (adzuki bean) is the source of this 1626-nucleotide messenger RNA. RefSeq lists its product as uncharacterized. Bases 98 to 1228 code for a protein of 376 amino acids. NCBI's taxonomy places the organism in Eukaryota, Viridiplantae, Streptophyta, Magnoliopsida, Fabales, Fabaceae. The transcript is spliced from 11 exons. The record is from RefSeq and is a predicted model, not a curated record.